This is a messenger RNA of Rhododendron vialii, 1026 nucleotides long. Its product is annotated as heavy metal-associated isoprenylated plant protein 39-like. The transcript is spliced from 3 exons. The coding region runs from base 360 to 818 and encodes 152 amino acids. Lineage: Eukaryota; Viridiplantae; Streptophyta; Magnoliopsida; Ericales; Ericaceae. Gene Ontology annotation, molecular function: metal ion binding. The record is from RefSeq and is a predicted model, not a curated record.
AUACACAACUCCUCCACUGAUUCGUCUCUCCCAAGUGACUGGUGGCCUAAAUAGCUCCCUCCACUGGUCACUCAUUUUUAUCCCGCAACGUCCCAAUUCUCUCUCUCUCCCCUCUUUAUCCCUCUACACUUUUCCUCCCUCUUAUUUUUUACUUCUUGUUCUGAUUCGAAUAUCUUUGAUUCUACUUCGGCCCCAACCUCACAUCUUUUUCAACAAAAUAAUCAUUCAGUUUCGUCUUCUCCCUCUUUAUUCAGCUCUCUCUCUCUCUCUCUCUCUCUCUCUCUGCAUUAUUCAUUUCCCUGUUUUUGAUUCCAAAUUGCUUUUUCAGCCCUCAUUACAUCUCCGAACUACCCACCCCAAUGAAGAAGAUUGUCUUGAAAUUGGAGUUACAAGAUGACCAAGACAAGAGGAAGGCCCUGAAGACAGUGUCUACUCUUGGAGGAAUUGAUUCUAUCGCCAUAGACAUGAAGGGCAAGCAAUUGACAGUGAUUGGAACAGUGGAUCCAAUAACUAUAGUGAGCAAACUGCGCAAAUUUUGGGCAACCGAUAUUAUCCUAGUAGGACCGGCAAAAGAGCCAGAGAAGAAAGAGGAGGCAAAGAAAGAAGAACCCAAGAAAGAUGAGACAAAAAAUGAGGAAUCAAAGGAAGAGGCAAAGAAAGAAGGGGAAGCCAAACAGGAAGAGCCCAAGAAAGAAGAUGAGAAGAAGGAACCUGUGCUCGGAGUCAUUCCUUACCGGCCAUAUUAUCCUCCGGUGAGCACAUAUUAUUAUGCUCAUCAAAGCAUGGAAGAGAAUCCAAAUGGGUGCGUUAUCUGUUAAUUCUGUACGAAAAUAUGUCACUGCUUUCUUAAUUUAGUUGGUAUCGGGUUUGUGUCAUUUUGAUGCGAGUUCAAGGGCACACCUAUGAACAAUGAUACCAAAUGUGUAUAGUUGGUGUUCCAUAGAUCUAGUCAAAAAGUUAAGGAAUAGUAGAGAGAGGCAUACAAUUUUGGGUAUUGUUUUCAAUAUGAACGCUUUCUUUCGAGUA